This is a messenger RNA of Penicillium nucicola, 1371 nucleotides long. RefSeq names its product M20 family metallo-hydrolase. Gene Ontology annotation, molecular function: hydrolase activity, acting on carbon-nitrogen (but not peptide) bonds, in linear amidines. Lineage: Eukaryota; Fungi; Ascomycota; Eurotiomycetes; Eurotiales; Aspergillaceae. The transcript is spliced from 3 exons. The coding region runs from base 1 to 1371 and encodes 456 amino acids. The record is from RefSeq and is a predicted model, not a curated record.
AUGCUGACCACGGAGCUUUCCGAGGCGGAGGUCUCUGCCCUCAGAGCCAACAAAGAGAGACUAGCAGAAGACCUGCACCACUCCUGUCAAUGGGGAUAUGGAAUCAGAUGGGGAGAAGGUCCUACUGAUACAGGUAUGCAGCGUUUAGCGCUCUCGGAAGAAGACAAGAGUGUCCGCAACUGGUUCAUCAAGACCAUGCAAGAUCUCAAAUGUAAUGUCACGGUGGAUCAAAUGGGAAACAUCUUUGCUGUGCGCCCUGGCCGGAGAGCCGAUGUACCUCCAACUUUCAUCGGCAGCCACCUGGACACACAGCCCACUGGUGGACGGUACGAUGGAAUCUUGGGUGUUCUAUCUGGAAUUGAAACUCUCAAGACUAUGAAUGAUAUGGGCCUGGAAACAGAAGGUGGAGUUGGUGUGGUUAACUGGACCAAUGAGGAGGGAGCUCGAUUCCCAAUCAGUAUGAUUGCAAGUGGUGUGUGGGCUGAGAGUAUUCCAUUGGAGCAAGCGCAUGCUCUCCAGGAGGUACCAACCGUUGCUUCGCUGCCGACAGCAGCAUCUGCACCCGAGACCAUGAAGAGCGCCUUGGAGAAGAUCGACUUCCUAGGCGAUGUUCCAUGCUCAUACAGGUCGACACCAAUGGCAGCCCACUUUGAAUUGCACAUUGAACAAGGCCCACAUCUUGUUUCUGCAGGUCAACGUGUGGGAGUGGUGACAGCUGUGCAGGCAUACAAAUGGUUCAGACUCAACGUUAUCGGACGUGAUACACACACCGGCACGACGGCAUUUGAACACCGCGCAGAUGCCCUAUACGCAUUUUCCCGUAUGAUGGUGCGAGCACGCGAGGUCGCAGCAGCCAAGGGCUGUCUAGCUAGCGUUGGUAUCGUCGAGGCCAAGCCUGGUAGUGUAAACACAGUUCCUGGGUUGGUGAGCUUCAGUUUAGACAUCCGUGGCCCCGAAACAGCACUUGUUAGCGAGGUUGAGAAAGAGCUGAGGUCCGACUUUGAUGCUAUCGCAGCAGCUGAGGGCGCUGGCAUUGGCAAACCUUGCCGUGUUGAGUGGACUCUUGACUUCGAUUCGCCAGCUGUCAAGUUCCACAAAGACUGUAUCGACUGCGUGCAGCAGUCGGCACAUGCAGUUGUUGCCGAUGCGCCUGUUGCUGACACCAAAUCGCUUGUGCGAUCUAUCAUGAGCGGUGCUGGCCAUGAUAGUGUGUUCACCUCAAAGCGUGUUCCCACGAGUAUGAUUUUUAUUCCUUGCAAGGAUGGUCUGAGCCAUCACCCCGAGGAAUUCUCCACUGCUGAGGACUGUGCCACUGGAGCUUCUGUAAUCUUGCAGGCUGUGGUUCGUUACGACCGGAAGAGGUUCAUGUAG